Molecule: messenger RNA, 1426 nt
Organism: Conger conger (European conger)
Lineage: Eukaryota; Metazoa; Chordata; Actinopteri; Anguilliformes; Congridae
Gene: rsl1d1
Product: ribosomal L1 domain containing 1
Exons: 9
Coding region: 104-1309 (401 amino acids)
Cellular component (GO): 90S preribosome
Source: RefSeq, a predicted model, not a curated record
UAGUAAGACCGGCGCAGCCUUUUUAAAUAAAGUUUUCUGAGUCAAAUUUCGCAGGCAUGCUUGGAUCUGCGCAUGUUCUGCUGACGACACACACGUGGACGACAUGGCGAGUGAUCAGGACGAAGUUAUGCUGGACCAAGCUCAGGUGAAGAAGGCUGUGCAGGCAUUGCAGGCUUACCUUAAGAGCACAUCCACGUCCGAGUCUCUUCUACUGAAUGAAAGCCAGCACAUCUCCUUGCUCUUCACGCUAUGGAGGAUCCCAAAAAAGGAACAAACCAUCCGCAUCCCUUUGCCACAUGGCAUGCGCACAGACACAGCAGAGGUCUGCCUCUUCACUAAAGAUGAGCCGAACAUGACUGGAGACCAGACCGAGCGCUUCUACAAGAAGCUGCUGACUGUGAAGGGGGUUGAAAGAAUCACUGAGGUGAUCCCUUUCAAGGUGCUUAAGACUGAAUACAAGCCAUUUGAAGCCAAGCGAAGGUUACUGGGGAAUUUUGACCUCUUCUUGGCGGAUUCACGCAUUUACCGCCUCCUGCCCUCUCACAUCGGCAAACACUUUUACGAGAGCAAAAAGGCUCCCCUCUCUGUGGACCUGCAGAGUAACCAGCUGGCCCGGGACCUCCAGCGGCUCAUCCAGGGCUCCGCGCUGAAGGUCAGCAAGAAGGGCAGCUGCUGCAUGGCCCGUGUGGCUCAUUCAGGUAUGACGGCUGACGAGGUGGUGGAAAACAUCAUGGCUGCAGUCAGCACUAUUGCAUCCAAGCUACCCCUGAAAGGACAGAGCAUCAAGAUCAUACACCUGAAGAGCCAGUCCUCUGUAGCUCUGCCCAUCUACACCUCUAACCUGAGUCACCAGGUCCUGGUGGAGGAGGCUGCUGCCAAGACUGACUCUCCUAAGAAGGCGAAGAACAAAGCAAAAAAGAAACAGGUUCAACAUCCCGCUGGAGAAAAGCAGCCUUCAGAUGAGGAGAUUCCACAGCUGGUUCCCAUUGUGUCUCCAAGCAAAAAGGCCAAGCUGGAGACUCCAUGCACAGAAGGCCUUGAGAAGGCACCCAAGUCUCCGAGAGUGAAAGCAAACAAGAAAAGCCCGUCUUCCAGAAGACCUUCCUCACAGGCCAACAGCAAGCCUGGCACUCCGGCCACAAAGGCGCCCAAAGGGGGUGUGCCAGGCGAAGGACUGAAGCAGAAGACCCCCAAGAUGGGCAGAGGAACCCCUGGAAAAAUCAAAUCCGCCAAAUUGGCAAAAUCUGCUAAGAAGGCACCAAAAACCCCAACACAGAAACGGAUUAAGAAAGUGCCUCAGUCGUGUUGACACCCUCAGAGGAAAAGGGUUACCAGAUCUUUGGACUUACAGUAGGGGGGAGGGGGAGGGCAGGUGCUCAUUUAUCUGUACAUGCACAGUUGUUGAAUUAAAUGGAUCACGCUUUCA